Vespa mandarinia (Asian giant hornet) is the source of this 1522-nucleotide messenger RNA. It is a transcript of the gene GILT1, whose product is annotated as Gamma-interferon-inducible lysosomal thiol reductase 1. Lineage: Eukaryota; Metazoa; Arthropoda; Insecta; Hymenoptera; Vespidae. The record is from RefSeq and is a predicted model, not a curated record. Gene Ontology annotation, molecular function: oxidoreductase activity, acting on a sulfur group of donors, disulfide as acceptor.
CACUUCACUGUCUAUUCCCAGUAAGACGAGAGUGCAAGCAAGUUUAAACUUCUGUUCACUCACUGUUAUCAAUCAGAAGAACCAUGCGGUGCUACCUGUUCAUUCCGAGAUAUUUGCUGGCUAUCGCCGCAUUUAUUACUUUUUCAAAUGAUUUCAUAUUGGUAUCUGGUGAUCAAUCGAUAGCAAAGCAAACAAAUGUAAACGUUAAUGUUUACUACGAGUCACUAUGUGGUGAUAGUAUUAGAUGGAUAAAAGAUCAGCUUUUACCCAGUUACACGUCCUUGAAGAAACAUCUCAAGAUCACUUUGAUUCCGUACGGUAAAGCAACGCAAACACGUAAUGCCGAAACCGGUCGGUGGCAUUUUUCGUGUCAACACGGACCUUCCGAAUGCCUUGGUAACAAAGCACAAGCCUGCGGUAUUCAUGCUAUAGAAUCUAAUUAUGAAGAAAAUGAACAGCAAGAUCAAAUAGUUAAUCUAAUCGGUUGUACUAUGAGCGAUCAAUAUCCACCAAGUGCUGUUGAAAAUUGUGCAGUAAAACAAAAUUUGAAAGAAGGUGCACUAAAGAGUAUAUCAGAAUGCACCAAAGCAGAUAAUUCUUUAGCAGAUGAUUUGCUUGCUGCUAAUGGUGAUAAAACGUGGGCUCUAAACCCACAACUUUCCUUCGUACCAACGAUAAUCAUUAAUGGAGUCUGGUCAGGAGAAAAUCAAAAAGCCGCAUUACACAAUUUCACAAAUACAAUUUGCGCUUUUUUGACAGAGGAUGAACAACGUUUAGUUUGUCCAACGUUGUAAGAUAAAAGAAAAAUCGACAGAAAUACUUGCAUAAAGUAACGAUAUAAAUUUUUUACCGAACACAAAACGAAAUAAAACGAAGAAGGACAAAGAAAAAUGAAACAAGUAAAAGAAAACAAUAAAGAAAAAUAUAUGACGGGAAACGAGGAAAAGAUGAUGCGAAUGAUAAAUUAAAAAGAAAAAAAGAAAAAGGGGAUGAUAGCUCGAGCAAGCGUUGGCCGAGUUUGACCCUGAAUUGAUAAGAAUGAUCAGCUUAACGUUUCUCGAGUAUUUCUACUCGUUCUCGCGUCUGCAAGAAGACUAUCAAGGACCGAACGAGAAGAUACUACCGCAUUUUUACACCGAACUUAAAGUAUCCCCCCUCCACUAUUCUUCUCUCUCUCUCUCUCUUUCUUUUUCUCUCUCUUCCUUCGGGAUCUCUUCUUCUUCUUCUUCUUCUUCUUCUUCCCCGCUUAUAAAGACGAUAAGGAAGGAACCCUCGAGAAGGAUACGACGACUACCGCAAGAAGAAAACCUAAGCACCGCCCACUCGCGUGGCUGUAGCUAGGCUUAUGCGAGAUGUGGGGAUCCUAUAUGGUGCAACACGUUCUAUGCACUUGUUUCUCUCUCUCUCUCUCUCUCUCCCUCUUUCCCUUAACCCUCUCUAUUACUUGAAUAUUACUUUUCCCCAAAGUCACACUUUAUUUUAUAUUUAAUUAAUAAUAAUAUUAAAUGAAAUUUCAAAUAUA